CCAGAUGUUGCUGCAACGACUAGUUCCCGAUUGUCUGAAGACUUUGAGAGAGAGCUUAGUGCCCGGCGUAGAGCAUUCCGACGAUGGUCACGCCACAGAUCCUUGUAUGCUGAUGAUAAUGAAGAUGAAGAAUACGGGGAAGGAACAGGAACUGGAGCUGGAACAGGAGGUGGAGAUAGGGUGAUGAUGGGGACAAGGAUAUCAGAGGGACAUCAGAAUUAUGUUUUGAUGUACAAUAUGCUGACCGGUAUACGGAUUGCAGUUGGAAGAGUGUCUGCAAAGACAAGUCGGCCAAUUGAAGACGUUGAUUUCAAAGCAGCUCAUAAACUUGCAUUUGAUGUUACAGGUGAUGAAUUGACUCCUGGAGCAAAAUAUGAUUUCAAGUUUAAAGACUAUGCACCUUGGGCAUUUCGACAUUUGAGAGAAAAGUUUGGAAUUGACCCUGCUGAUUAUUUGAUAUCCCUGACUAGCAAAUACAUCUUAUCUGAACUGGGCUCACCUGGAAAGAGUGGGAGCUUCUUUUAUUAUUCACGCGAUUACAGGUUUAUAAUCAAGACGAUCCAUCGUACAGAGCAUGUUUUUAUGAGAAAGAUCUUGAAGCAGUAUCAUGAUCACGUGUGUAGAAAUCCAAAUACCCUUCUUUGCAGAUAUUAUGGCCUUCAUCGUGUCAAACUCCCUCAUGGAAGGAAGAUUCACUUUGUAGUCAUGGGAAAUGUGUUCCCACCAAACAAGGACAUUCAUGAAACGUAUGACCUGAAAGGUUCAACAUUUGGUCGGUUUUUGGCAGAAGAAGAGAUAAGAAAGAACCCAUACGCAGUCAUGAAGGACCUGAAUUGGGAGAAGCGUGCAAAAGAGCUACAGUUGGGACCUAGCAAGCGGCGAAUGUUUGUAGUUCAACUCUUACGAGAUGUCAAGUUGCUGGUCGGAUUGAAUAUAAUGGACUAUAGUCUUUUGAUUGGAGUGCAUGACAUGAUCCGUGGUAACAAGGACAACGUACGAGACUCUACACUUCAGUUUUUCCAGCCAGACACAAAGUCUGCUGAGCGACGGGCAUCGAUGAUGAAACGAAGGGAGAGCAAGGCAGACGUAUUCCGUAAAGUGAUCGCUGAAGCAAACCCAGAUCCUCUGGAUGUAUCCGAAUUGCCUGAUGGCCUACGUAGCAACUGUGUUUUUUAUUCGAAUGAAGGUGGUUUCCAGGCUACAGAUGAGUCUAACCGUCCUCUACCCACUCUUUAUUUCAUGGGCAUCAUUGACAUAUUAACACCGUACGACAUCAAGAAAAAAUCGGAGCACUUUUUCAAGGCCAUGACCCAAGACAAGAACUCGAUAUCGUCUGUGAAACCAGCUGUGUAUGGAAAGCGUUUCAUGAGCUUUGUG
This is a messenger RNA of Phycomyces blakesleeanus NRRL 1555(-), 1377 nucleotides long. RefSeq lists its product as hypothetical. Gene Ontology annotation, biological process: phosphatidylinositol metabolic process. The transcript is spliced from 8 exons. The record is from RefSeq and is a predicted model, not a curated record. Lineage: Eukaryota; Fungi; Mucoromycota; Mucoromycetes; Mucorales; Phycomycetaceae. Gene Ontology annotation, molecular function: phosphatidylinositol kinase activity. The annotation marks the transcript as partial.